This is a messenger RNA of Rodentolepis nana, 1950 nucleotides long. The record is from the annotation of a GenBank genome assembly. NCBI's taxonomy places the organism in Eukaryota, Metazoa, Platyhelminthes, Cestoda, Cyclophyllidea, Hymenolepididae.
AUGAUCAAUUUAUCUAUUUCUCAAGGCCAUUCCGGUUCAGCCGCGUCUUCUAGUACUCAUCCAAGCACAGAGUUGGAUGAGACUGACCAUUCUGAGGCCCCUAUCAUACCUCCUCACUUCCCUCUCUUCGGCGCCAUCUCGUUGGAAAUCGCUCAGCAAAUCCACGAAGAAUUUCUCAUUUGCAAAAUAUGUCUGGACGCAUUCAAGAAACCGAAGUCUCUAGCUUGUCUACACACUUUCUGCGAGAAAUGCAUCGAAUAUCAUAUCUCCGCAGAGGUCACCUACAAUAAAACCGCUGACUAUCACCACUUUACUUGCCCUCUGUGUCGUAAAAGAACUACUCUCCCUAUUGGGGGAGUGAGAAAACUCCCCGAUAACUUUUUUGUUUCUGGUCUAGCUGACAUGCUAUCACGAACCCAGCACUCAUCUCGAAUUAUUGAGCGUGAUGACAGAGGUGACAAAAUACUAGACAGUGAGACUGAGUCAGUGUGUGGACCUCUUGGAGGUCAAAGUCGUAAAAUGGGUCAGGUUGAAAUCGCUGGUUACGGGGAGUGUGAAAUCUGCGGUCAGUUUGGCGAUCGAAUGGGCCGUGGACGAUCAACAACGCCUUCAGCAAAUCGAAAUAUUCUCUCUGUUGAUUUCCCGUCUUUUCGAGCGAAUUCCGCAGCUAUUUCAGCUGUGCCCAAGGCCACUUCAAAGUGUCUGGAUUGUGGGAAAUUACUCUGUGACCAAUGUGUCAAAAGGCACAAAGAAAUCAGGGUUACUAGAGAGCAUGCCAUCUUCAGCUUAGCAACAGAAAGUUCAAUAGCCUGUAGAGAACAUCCAGAAGAACCGGUGAGAUUCUACUGUGAGAACUGCUCAACUUGUGUUUGUGUGCUGUGUACAUUUAACGACCACCGAGAACAUGAAAUGAAGAGUUUCGGAGAAGCCCUGCAGAAUUUAAGAGAUGAACUGCAUAGAAAGGUGAAUGAGACGCAGGUACUGAUUCAGAAGACGCGAAAGUGGCUGGGAGUGGUGGAUGAUGCUGCUGAAAUGGUUCAUAAAGUGGAAAGAGAAGUUCGACAGUGUGCUGACAGAGCAAUCGAUGAGAUACAUCGACAAGAGGACCGAUUGAUAGAACAGCUUCAUAGUCGAGUUGGCCGACCGACCAUGCAGACAAUCGAACGUGCUCCUGAAUGGGAAUGCCAGCUCUCUCGUCUGGAAAGCGUCCAUGCUGAAGUGGUAGAAUUAUUGGAAGGACAGGACCUCAACGUCCUACUUCACACGCGAGCUGACAUUAAAGAGAAGUUAGGAAAAUUGAUGCAACUUGAAGUGGCUGGAAAUCUGCCCUCGGCUACCAUUCCAAAAACCCAAUUUACUCCUCAACCUCUGUGUCUAGGACAUUUAGUAUUUCUGGAAGAUCCUGAUUCAAUAAAGACCAAUCGCCCAGCUCCUACGUUCCCUCAAAUCAUGGGAGUGACUGCUGCCACACAAACAGACUCUCGGUUAUUGUCGUUCGAUGAGGAGACACGGCCGACGACAAAAGACACCGCCAGCGAGGCGAAUGUUCUUCCAGUUGUUAAGCAAGUGCGUCACCGUGCCAGUAACACCGAGAAUCACUCAAUGGUCGACCAGGAGACCAACACGCGGCCUCGUGGCAUCAAUGUCUCCAUCACUUUCGGGGGUGACGAGCAGGUAGACCUGGUGGAUAGUUAUCUCAUAGCCAUAAAAGAUAUUGAGGAGUCGGGUCAAGAUGCGGCCCUUGCCGAAAUGGACAAUUUAACACGGGCGCGAGUCCGUCGAAAAUUGAAGGAGCGCUGGAGCACAAUAGAGGCACCUGAAAUGAGCGAAAUAAGUACAGCCGGAAGCAGCACAUCGACCUCAGGAGGAGGAUAUAUUAAAGCUGCUACGCCGACUUCCGGCUCGAGUAAAUAUAUCCGACGUCGGUAUAGCGAUAAUCGUGCUCAUUGA